GCCAUCUUGAAGCGGUGUCCAAGGGGGUGAGGAAUUUUUUUUUUCCCUCGUUUAAAAUAAAAAUUAACCCCAAGCCGCCCCUCGGCGCCGCAGCCGCGAGCGGGGAGCGGCCCGGCGGAGGCCGGCGGGUGGGCAGGUAGGGCGCGAAAAUGCGGUCGCGCCAGGCAGGCCUCGGGGCGGUGCUCGGAGCGGAGCCCAUGUGCGGAGCGCGGGAGGCGGCAGCUCCCGGCGAACCUCCCCCGCCGGCUCCACGCAGUCCGGCCGCCUCUCGCCUGCCGCGGGCCCGCUGCUUUAGGGCCGCGCUGUCGGCACCUGCGCGCUAUAAAGCGGGGAGCGCGCGGGGAUUGGCGGCAGCAUGGGACGGGAAGGGGCAUCCUGCAAAGGAAGGGGGAAAUCAGCAGCCAGCCGGCCCCGAGCCGCAGCUCCCACGCUGCCCCGGGGAGGCCGUCCCGGCGCGGCGCCGCCGGCAGCGGUUUCCUUGCCCCGUGGGGUGCAGCCUCGGCGAGAGGCGGCCGGGCCCGCAGGUGGGGUGACGCAUGCUGGGAUCAGCCAUCCCUGUGCUGUCCUGCUUUCCCUCUGCGUACCAAAGCACCGGUCAGCGUUACGCAUACUCUAAACGAAGAACUACUUAACUUUAUUAAUAUCCAGCUAUACCAUAAUUAUACAGCUGAUAACGUACAAGCUGCUACAGACAUCCAAAGCUCAAGCAUCAGGAGGUGUUUGCUCUUUUCUGGUUUUAGCAGUAUUAUGUGGCAACAUUUGACUUGUGUGGUCUUUAGCAGUCUUGCCUCUUAAUUUCUAUUCUGCUUUCAGGUGAAACAAGUAGGGCCAAUAUUUGCUUGUUCAGAAUUAUUGCUUCGAGGAGAUGUUCCAAACACGAAUGCUGCAGUGUGAGUCUGAGUUUCC
Gallus gallus (chicken) is the source of this 906-nucleotide messenger RNA. Its product is annotated as Krueppel-like factor 16. Bases 150 to 533 code for a protein of 127 amino acids. The record is from RefSeq and is a predicted model, not a curated record. The transcript has a single exon. Lineage: Eukaryota; Metazoa; Chordata; Aves; Galliformes; Phasianidae.